This is a messenger RNA of Gallus gallus (chicken), 2146 nucleotides long. RefSeq names its product major histocompatibility complex-Y, class I heavy chain-like (gene MHCY51). Bases 263 to 1237 code for a protein of 324 amino acids. Gene Ontology annotation, biological process: immune response. The transcript is spliced from 8 exons. The record is from RefSeq and is a predicted model, not a curated record. Gene Ontology annotation, cellular component: external side of plasma membrane. NCBI's taxonomy places the organism in Eukaryota, Metazoa, Chordata, Aves, Galliformes, Phasianidae.
GGGGGCUGAUGGAGAAAGAAUGGCGGUGCUUCCGUGCCUGGGGCAGCGCUCCCGUCCCGUCCCGUCCCGUCCCGUCCCGUCCCGUCCCGUCCCACAACGCUGCGGGAAGCGAUGGCAGCAGCUGCAAUAGAGCACGCUUUGCUUACUGCAAACUCCGCGUCUUUACGAUGGGCAGCGGCUUGGCAGGAUGGGCAGAGAAAGAAAUCGAAGGAGUCCCGAAGGCGUGUGACUCCCUGAAGGGUCGCACUCCCUGCGCUACUUCAUGACCGGGAUGACGGAUCCCGGCCCCGGGAUGCCGCGGUUCGUGAUCGUCGGGUACGUGGACGGCAAAAUCUUCGGUAUCUAUGACAGUAAGAGCAGGACUGCACAGCCCAUCGCGGAGAUGCUGCCGCAGGAGGACCAGGAGCACUGGGCUACGCAGACCCAGAAGGCCCGGGGCGGUGAGCGGGAUUUUGACUGGUUCCUGGGCAGGCUGCCGGAAUGCUACAACAUAAGUGGAGGGUCUCACACACUGCAGAGGAUAAUCGGCUGUGACAUCCUGGAGGACGGCAGCAUCCGAGGGUACGAUCAGUAUGCAUUUGAUGGGAAGGACUACAUUGCCUUUGAUAUGGACACGAUGACGUUCACCGCGGCGGAUCCGGUGGCAGAAAUCACCAAGAGGCGAUGGGAGACAGAAGGGACGUAUGCUGAGAGAUGGAAGCAUGAGCUGGGGACUGUCUGUGUUCAGAACUUGAGGAGAUACCUGGAGCACGGGAAGGCGGCACUGAAAAGGACAGUGCAGCCCGUGGUGCGAGUGUGGGGGAAGGAGGCCAACGGGAUCCUGACCUUGUCCUGCCACGCUCACGGCUUCUACCCGCGGCGCAUUGCCAUCAGCUGGAUGAAGGACGGCAUGGUCCGGGACCAGGAGACCCACUGGGGGGGCAUCGUGCCCAACAGUGAUGGCACCUACCACGCCUCGGCUGCCAUUGAUGUGCUGCCGGAGGAUGGGGACAAGUACCGGUGCCGCGUGGAGCACGCCAGCCUGCCCCAGCCCAGCCUCUUCUUGUGGGAGCCGCAGCCCAACCUUAUCCCCAUUGUGGCCGGAGCGGUCGUCGCCAUUGUGGCUGUCAUCGCUGUUGUCGUUGGAUUGGUGGUGUGGAAGAGCAAGUCAGGGAAGGAGAAGAAGGGUUACGAAGCAGCGCCAGGCCACGACGGAGAAUCCAGCAUAUCGGCCACAGGAAGUGAACCUUCCAUCUGAGUGCUGUGCUGCUUCAGCCAGCCCUGCAUGCACGUGUUUGGAGUUUGUGGGUGUGUGUAUCUCCAUUUGCUCGACUCCUGCAUCUCCUCGGGCUGACGCAGUGUGUGCUCCUCUGCUCUAUUCUGUGCAUUAUUUCCUGGGAAUGACCCAUUGAAAUGUCCACCUCGUGAGCAGAGGUCAACCUCUGGGCAGAGCGCUGUGCAUCGUUUUGGGGAAGAUACCAUUGCAGACACACUGGGAGGAGAGCGCCGGGUUCCGGGCUCAGGGGACGGGCAGAGGCUCUGGAAGAGGCCGAGCAGAAAAGAGUGUUCCAAACAGUCCGUAGAAGUGCAAAAGAGACCCGAACAGUAAUGAGAUGCGGAGUGGGUGAAGCAGGUGGAUUUGUGAAGGUGAGGCAGCCAUUUCCUUCAGUCCUCAGAUGCCGACCUGAGACCCCAGGCUGAUUGCUGGGACGUUCAGAACAAGGACUCAGCUCCACCACAUGUGGCAGCUGAGGAACACAGGAAAGCAAAGGUGCAUAGGAACAUAGGAGGCGCCCCACAACUGGAGGAACAGCCGUGACGUCGCUGGGUACAAGGGCAGUGAGUGCAUCUUCAUCUCUCUCCUCUCUCUUUCUCCUCCUCUCUUUCCUUCCAAGCCCUAUCUGAAUGUAACACGAGGCACAGCACCAUAGCUUAUUGCUAACUGGGUACAUCAUUGUGAUCGUUCAUAUAUCAAAUGUGACCGGAGUUACAGCAGCAAAUUGGGCAUCCUUCAACUGAAGCUCAGCCCCCCCGCAACCACCCUGACAGCCAAGAACAAGUUGGAGCAGAAGGGGAGUUGUUUUCUGCCAAAUUUCUUUGCCCUCUUCGUGUGAUGCCCUUCAAGUCAAAUAAACCCCAGCACUGUGGAUUGCUGGUUUGCAGCUCA